Molecule: messenger RNA, 4238 nt
Organism: Cololabis saira (Pacific saury)
Lineage: Eukaryota; Metazoa; Chordata; Actinopteri; Beloniformes; Belonidae
Gene: elovl5
Product: ELOVL fatty acid elongase 5
Exons: 8
Coding region: 144-1028 (294 amino acids)
Biological process (GO): fatty acid elongation, saturated fatty acid; sphingolipid biosynthetic process; fatty acid elongation, monounsaturated fatty acid
Cellular component (GO): endoplasmic reticulum membrane; endoplasmic reticulum
Molecular function (GO): fatty acid elongase activity
Source: RefSeq, a predicted model, not a curated record
UGAAGCUGCUGCAGGGCGCCGGGCCAGCGAGCGUGUUCCUCCCACUCGCUUCCAACAAGCCACAAGGCUGCACAUUGUGCUCCGAGCGGCCAACCGACCAACGUCCCACAGUCGGCUUCUCACCCUUCCUCCAAAGGUGAAAAAUGGAGACCUUUAAUCAUGAACUCAACACCUACUUUGAAUCCUGGAUGGGUCCCAGGGAUAAGCGGGUGGAGGGAAUGCCGCUGCUCGACAGCUACCUACCAACCUUUGCACUCACAGUCAUGUACCUCCUGAUCGUGUGGCUGGGACCCAAGUGCAUGGAACAGAGGCAACCCUACUCCUGCCGGGGCCUAAUGGUGCUCUACAAUUUGGGCAUCACGCUCUUGUCCUUCUACAUGUUCUAUGAGCUUGUUACCACGGUGUGGCAUGGUGGCUACAAGUUCCUCUGCCAGGACACACACAGUGCCCCGGAAGUGGACAACAAGGUCAUAAAUGUGCUGUGGUGGUACUACUUCUCCAAGCUCAUUGAGUUCAUGGACACCUUUUUCUUCAUUCUACGUAAAAAUAAUCAUCAGAUCACAUUUCUUCACAUCUACCACCAUGCUAGCAUGCUGAAUAUCUGGUGGUUUGUUAUGAACUGGAUCCCCUGCGGCCAUUCAUACUUUGGUUCUUCCCUAAACAGCUUUGUCCAUGUUGUGAUGUAUUCUUACUAUGGCCUCUCAGUCAUCCCUGCCAUCCGCCCGUACCUUUGGUGGAAGAGGUACAUCACACAGUUACAGCUGAUCCAGUUCUGUUUAACCAUGUCCCAAACCAUCUGUGCAGUCGUGUGGCCAUGUGGCUUCCCCAGUGGAUGGCUGUGGUUCCAAAUAUGUUACAUGUCCAGCUUCAUUAUCCUUUUCUCAAACUUCUACAUUCAGACCUACAAAAAACAAAGCGCUUCUCGGAGGAAGGAGCAUCAGAAUGGCUCCUCUGCGUCAACAAACGGACAUGCAAACGGAACGUCACUGAUGGAACACGGCGCCGCCAGGAAGCUGAGGGUGGAUUGACGUUUGAGAAACCGUCACCAAGUUCUGACUGUAGCGUGUUAGCUAAUGCUGCUGGGGGUUAUAUUUAUCUUCUUAUCUACAAUAGUCUAGAACUCACUUAAGAAGAAAUAAGCCAUAGCCAUAUACACUACAUCCAGAGACUUCAUUUGUUUUGCACACAUUACUGCUCAUGGUAUCGAAUUAAUAUAAUUAUGAGGUGACUACUGUAGUAUUUUGACACUGUACAAUAAGCCUUCCUCACCUUUUAGAGUUAAUUCAUUGAUGAAAAAAAAAAAAAACAAAAAAAAAACAAAACAAGUUUUACAGUAAACACACACACAAUUACUCUCAUUCAGUGAUGCUUUAUACAACUAAAGUCCAAAGAUGAAUGAUCAGGUCUGAUGGCAGAUAAAGGCUUUAUUACAUGACAUCAAGUUAAAGGGACAAUUAAGAAAAAAAAAUGAAAGUGCUUUCUAUGACCUUUAAUGUGUAACUUUAUCUCCCUCCUGUCUGUGUGAUCACGUCAUCUAAAAUCGUGCUCAGUAGUACUUUAAGCUUUUCCAGACAGGGCCUAAUGGCAGGAAGUAGAUAUCCGCAGGUAUAUUUGUAUCACAGCGGCUCAACUUUGGACUUCAUACCCAACUAAUCAUCAAAUAACCAAAGCAUAGUGUUCUUCACAUGCAUAUGCUUGGAUAGAUAUCCAGUCACAGUUUGAGAGGAGAGCUAUGGCGCAUUAAUAACCCACUUCUGGUUCAAAUCAAUAUUAUAAACACCAUAGGAUCUGUCAAAGCUAUUAAUACUGUAAUCGCACUGUUGCAACAGGUGAUACCUGUUAGCCCUGGCAGCAUUUAUGAAUAAUUAGAUAUAACAAAUCCAUGAAGUGAUUGUAAUCUUUCUGUUCAGGUGCAUUUGGACAAGGUCAACUAUAUAAUUCUGAUGUAUGAUACAAAGAUGACAUCAUUCUUUAUUUAGUUUAUAGUGUACACACAGUGGUGCUAGAAAUUUUUUAUUUGUAUAUAAAUAUGACCUGGUGCAGCAGAUUGUUGCGACGGUCAAAGUAAAUAAAGAGAACUCAACGAAAGAGAAAUAUCCAUCCAUCCAUUAUCUAUACCCGCUUAAUGGGGACCUGCUGGAGUCUAUCCAAGCCCUCUUUGGGCAAAGCACAGGAGUAACUCCCUGGACAGGUCACCAAUCCAUCACAGGGCCACAUACAGACAAAACAACAGCACACACUCGCACUCAGUCCUAAACCCAUGUAACUGCAGAAAAACCCCCACAAGUGUGGGAACAAAACACAAACUCCACUCAGGAAGGAUCAGAUCAGAAGCCUCUUACUGUGAGGCAGUAACCACCAAACCAUGAGUCAAAAUGUGGAAAAUGAUCCAUUUAUUAUAAAUCUGUGAAAAGCAUAAGUGCCAGACAAUUUGCUUUCAGUCUCUUGUGCACCAACAAGUGGAAGUAAGCGUUCACUAACAGUGUGUAAGUACCGCACAUGAGCUUGGAGAAAUUUUACUUCUCAGUUUCUGACAGAGCGGAUCAAACACUUGAAUGUUGGUGGGGUCAGGUCCUUCCUCAACAUCUCUUUUGGACUAAGUUCAGAACUUUAUCAUUAAAAAAUACAUAAAUUAAUUGUUUAUUUAACCAUUCUUUGGCAGACAGCAUGACUUACUUUCUGUUUGGUUCGUGGUAAGAUUUCCUUGCAUUUUCCUUAAAAAAAAAAAUCAAUCAAGAGUUUGGAAAUCAUGAAUCCAUCAUAAGCUAUUGUUCUAAACCUUCUCAGUUAAACCAAAAAGUUUGAGUUUGGUCUUAUCUAUGCACAAAGGAUUUAGAGAACCACAGACCACAUUGUUCUCUUUGGUGAGCGCUGGCUUCUUCUGAGCUCCUGCCAUGCACUUAGGCCUUUAUUUAUUAUAGAUAUUAUGUAUCUCUUUCCAAACAUCAUCUUUGUUGGUUGAUGAGUCCUGUGAGGGUGCACAAUCUGACUAUGGAUUGAUGAAAAACCAAGUCCACUGAGGCGGUUUAGCACUUCUUAACUAUUUUCCUAAAGUUCUUAGACAUUUCGUACGUACGUGCCAUAACACAGUAAUACCACAAACAGGUAUUGCGGACUCUUGCCACCUGGUACAUCUGUAUUCUUUCAAUAAAGGUAUUUGCCAAGUCAUACCUGAUUGUUACCCCACUGACUGAAAGCACCUGCUAAUAUUUUUCUUGGAUUUCUUUGAUCAUAUUCUCUUUUUCAGCAUUUGCAUCCAUUUGUGUCCUGAUUGUGUUACAUUAGCGGCCAUAUUUAUGCCACAGAGAAAACUUUCAAGCACCCCUAUUCUUAGUGUGCCUUAUGGACCUGCUAAUUUCUUUUCUAAUGUAGCAUUAGACAAACGUGGCAGCAGUAGAAGACUGUGCUUGUAUCUAAAAUCCUCAUUUGACUUGUCUUAAGUUUUUCGUUAUUGAUCUGAACCUGGUCUAAGGUGGUCUAGAUGGAUGAUUUUUUUUUUUGCAUUUUUACCAUUAGAAUUAAGGUUUCUCUAAAGACAAAGUAUAUUAAAUAUAGUCUUUAGCAUCUAAGAGAUCAUUUAACCCUGGUUUGAGUGAUUUAAAUGUGUGUUUUUUUUAUUGGGACUUGGUCCAAGGUGGUCCUGGUGCUCUGAAUAGCUGUGGCCCUGUUCCCUUCUGCUGAAUCGGAAGCUAACGUCAGGUUGUAGAGGGAGCGUUCACAUGAUACAGCUUGCAGCAUGUCUGCUUGACUAAGGAAGCUUCUCGUAAUCUGCCCACCUUAUCAGAAGAUAGGAAUGCAGGGGGAAAAAGAGAACGGCUGAUUCGAUGAACAAAAUCGGUCAACCCAACCCACACUUUUGACUCAAAGUAGCACUGCCCAAACAUGUAGACCUCUGUUCACCCACAAUGCACUGGGAAUUAACUAAACUGAAUCAGAAAUGUAAAGCUCACAUCCUUCUGUAUGAUGAAAUCUGCUUCUACCACAAAAACAAACGUGAACCACAUCUAUUCUACUUUUUUACUUCCAACUACACCUAAGAGCUGUUUUAGCACCAAUUACAGUAGCACUGAUUUGUAGCUUGACUGGGAAAAAAAGGUCAAGGAACCAUAAAACUGUUAAAAAUGAUUGUGCUUUAUAUAUGAAUAGAUAUAUUUUCUGAAAUGUUGGGUAAUUUUGGGCUCAUGUGUUUUGACUUAAGCUUUACUCACUGUAACACAUUAAAAACAAAUGAUUGUAAA